Molecule: messenger RNA, 2828 nt
Organism: Bombina bombina (fire-bellied toad)
Lineage: Eukaryota; Metazoa; Chordata; Amphibia; Anura; Bombinatoridae
Product: gastrula zinc finger protein XlCGF57.1-like
Exons: 8
Coding region: 217-1893 (558 amino acids)
Biological process (GO): negative regulation of transcription by RNA polymerase II; regulation of immune system process; regulation of cytokine production
Molecular function (GO): RNA polymerase II cis-regulatory region sequence-specific DNA binding; DNA-binding transcription factor activity
Source: RefSeq, a predicted model, not a curated record
CCUGGUCUGUUUAUCAUGAUCUGAUAAGGGGGUUGGUCACCAAUAAUACACAGCAUUUCCUAUUCUGACAAUGAACUGUACAUGAAACCCCCCUCUGUCUCUCUGUGUUUAGGCUCCUGUUACUGUAAAGAUCACGUACAAUACACGUCACUGCAUUUGUCAGUAAAGGAGAAACAUUAUAAGAAUAUCUGACGAAUUCAGUUGCUGAACAAGACAAUGUCUGAGAAGACCGAGAACCAAACCUCAGAGCUUCUUGAUGCACACAGAGGGCGUCUAGAGGAAAACCCGGGCACUGGGCUAUUAAAUGUGAAGGAAGAGGAUGAGACAGAUGACAUGAAUAGUCAUCAGACUGAAAUACAUUGGUCCCUCCCUGCCGAUGAAGAUAACACUGAUAUAGUGAAAGAUGAGAUAACAGAAGAUCUGUUUGUGAGGCAUCAGCUAGAAGCACCAGAUGAGAAAACAAGUGACAGUAUCUGCCCAGAUGCUGAUAUAGUGAAAGUUGAGAUAACUGAAGAUCUGUAUACGUGUGAUCAGGUGAAGACUGAGGAAGAUGAAGUUCCUAUAAAUACGGCUAAAGAUGGAACCACAAACUGCAAUAGUCCUAUUUAUGGCCAAAGUACUGAAACUUCUUUCAAUCAUUUUCCAAAUCAAAGAAGCCACGUGGGGAAUUUAUCUUGUGAAUGUGAGGAAUGUUUUAACAGGAAAUCACAUCUUCUUAGUCACCAGAAAAUUAAUAUGGAAGUGAAAUCAUUUUCAUGUUCUGGAUGUGGAAAAGGUUUCAGCCAGAAAUGGGAACUUAUUAGACAUGAGAAAACUCAUACAGGAGAGAAAGAAUUUUCAUGUUCUGAAUGUAGGAAAUGUUUCCUUAGGGAAUGGGAUCUUAAGAGACAUCUGAAAAUCCAUACAGGAGAAAGAGCAUUUUCAUGUUAUGAAUGUGGAAAAUAUUUUUCUCGGAAAGCACAUCUUAUUACACAUCUGAAAACUCAUACUGGAGGCCAUAUGGAUGUGACCCCUUCAGAUGGCUUAGUGAUUGAGCACAGAGGAGAACCGUAUGUGUGCGAUCACGUGAUGACUAAGAAGGAUGAAGUUCCUAUAAAUACAGAUACAGGUGAUGUUAAGACUGAAGUCACACUUAAUACUGAACAAACAAAUGAAGCUGUGAAGCAGGAAAUCAGUGACAAUAUCAGUACAGGUAGCUUCACAAACUGUAGUUAUCCUAGGUAUGGACAAAGUGAUGAUGCUUCUUUCCAUCUUUUUCAAAAUCAAAGAAGCCACAUGGAAAAUGUAUGUUUUGUAUGUGGAAAAUGUUAUACCAGUAAAUCACAGCUUGGAAGACAUCUGAAAAUUCAUACCGAAGAGAAGGCAUUUUCAUGUUCUCACUGUGGGAAAUCUUUUACUCAGAAAUCAGAUCUUAAUAGGCAUCAGAAAACUCAUACAGGAGAGAAAGAAUUUUCAUGUUCUCAGUGUGGUAAAUGUUUUACUCAUAAAACAACUCUUAUUACGCAUCAGACAUUUCAUGCAGGACAAAAAGCUUUUUCAUGUUCUGAAUGUGGGAAAAGUUUUACUUGGAAGUCAAGUCUUUUUACUCAUCUGAAAAUCCAUACAGGGAAGAAAGCAUUUUCAUGUUCUGAAUGUGGGAAAUGUUUUACUCAGAAAUCAACGCUUAUUACUCAUCAGAACAUUCAUACAGGAGACAAAGCAUUUUCAUGUUCUGAUUGUGGGAAAUGUUUUACUCAGAAAUCAACGCUUAUUACUCAUCAGAAAAUUCAUACAGGAGAGAAAGCAUUUUCAUGCUCUGAUUGUGGAAAAUGUUUUACUUUAAAAGCAGAUCUUAUUAGGCAUCAGAAAAUUCAUAUUAAAAAAAAUCAGGGAAAUCAGGGCUUAACCUCUUAACAGCAGAGAGCAACAUGUAAUUGUCAUUAUCACAAUGUGCUGAUGUUGACUCCCUGUGCACCUUAAGCAGUUACAAAAUGGCACAGUGUGUUCAUCAUCCCUGAAGGGGGUCUAGAGUCCCUUUAUAGGUUUGAAUAGCCUAGUGAUCACCUGGAGUAAAUACAAUGUGCAUUAAUUUGAGUAGAGGGAGACCUUUUUAUAUGCAGAUCAAAGUUAUAUAAAUAUACCGAAUGCCCUUAUUUAUAUGUUGUUAAACAUUUAUUUGAAAUGUAGGUACUUUUGAGGGCAAUGUAGUUAGAUGACUGAGAUGACAUUGUUUCCCUAGCUAGAAUAAAGUGACCAGGUGUUUAAAUGUACAGAAGUGUCCAAAAGCCCUUGACUGGAUUAGGAUAACCCCCAUGGCAGUUUAAAAUGCAUUGUGCUGCAAUAUAACAAAAACAUACAAUUUCUUUCAUACAGGUGGUGAGAGUUCACAAUCCAUUACUGCUGGGAAUUACUCUUGCUUACCACUAGGAGGAGGCAAAGAUUUUCCAACCCCAAGAGCUCUAUAAAACCCCUCCCACCUCACAUAUACCUCCAGUCUUUAUUUUGCCUCGGCUGGAGGUGGUUGAAAAAUGAAGAUGUUCAAAGGGGUUCUCAGUAUAUAUUGAAGCCCAGUGUCCGCUUAUAGUACAGUGCUUAUCAGAGGGAUGUAUAUGGGGUAUGGUUUGUGGCUCCUUUUUCACAUUAUUGGAAAUCUGUCACAGACCCUCCAUAAUUGGUUGCAGGGAUUUGCCUUUUUCCUCCUUCUAUAGAUAUACAAUAUACUUCUAUUCUAUACUCCUAUUCUAUAACCUCAGUACUGGUUUGGCUGUCUAUUGUUUGAUUGCUGGUGGAUGAGUACUAUUGGUAAGUAUAUUUUUUUUUUUUAGCAUUUAGACACCCUAUAGGCUUAU